AUGGCUAUUAACUCAGCUGAGAACCAAAGUAAUGACUCAAGGAAUUGGCAAGUUUCGAAUAAAGCACCUCUUAGUUAUAAUGAAAGUAUUACCAGUAGUGCUAGUAGUAAACGACAAAGAAAACAUUUUGUAUCGCCCUAUCUUAAUAGCGACAAAGUCAAGCUUCAUUCAAGAGUCACUGAAAAAAAGGUAGUACAAAGAAAAACUACAGAUUUCACGUCUUCAUUCCCCUUAGCUAUAAACAUAUAUAAAGCUAACUCGGAUGAAUUUAAAAUAGCUAAGCGGGCUUCGAAGAAAGGCAAGAAAUGCGUUCACACUUUACUCAAUGACCCUACGCCCCAACCGCAAAUUUGCACUGUUAGUGACAUGAAUGAUUCGGAAUACAACGAAACAAAAAUUUCAAGAAAACCUAAACCUAAAGUAAAAAAACGAAGGGUAAAUAAAAAUAACCCAGACAAAAAUAUCGAGAUUUACGACAGAGAUGCAAAAUAUUGCUCCCAAUUCAAUAUUAAUUUAGAUAGUAGUUCGUCCGAUAUGUUUCAACACUUAACCGGCGACGGAAGAAAGGUUUUAAAAAAGCCAAAAAACAUUUAUGGCAGAAAUCAAGUGAUUGAUAAUGAUGUAUGGGCUGUGCUUAGGAAUAUAAAUAAAAUGCAGUUCAUACCUUCUCCACCAAUGUCUGGAACAAGUAUAGAAUCAUUAAAAAAUCUGUCUACAAGGAGGCGAACUAGUGAUCGCAACGACGCCAGCUUCAUCGAGACCUGUCGCACAGAAGAGUUUGCCUAUAUCUCCUAUGAUAACACUUCGCUUAACAGUCCCUCUAGAUCAUCCAGUUUUGAUCGUGUAACCGUGAUAGGUAAGCAAGAUGAUGUGACAAAAACCUACACUUAUACCAAAAGAGGAGUUCGUGACCAGCAGCGUAAACGAGAAGUAUUAGGAAAUAAAAAAAGUAAGAAGGUCUCAAAAAAAUUAAGUAAUUCCAAACCAGAAUCAAAUAACAAAAAACUGCAACAAAAACUAAACAUUAAAGAAGAUGUCUCACUUUUACAAGAAAAUAUAAUACAUAGAGAUGAAAAUCUGUACAGAAAUUCUGAACAGAAAUUAAUGGCGGUUUGUGCCAGUGAAGCUAAGCGUAAUACAGGAAACAUACUCACGAAAGCUGACCCUGAAAAGUCGAGCAUCGCAUCGGAAUCAGAACGCCAAGAGCAAUUAAAUGGAAUUACAAGAGUAGUGUUGAGUAAAGGUAUAGAACUUCAUGAUAGUAAAAAUUAUUGUAAACAGCGAGAAGCUAGAAAGUGCCAAUCUAAGUCAACCUCACCAAUCGGUAAAAGAACACAAAUAACAACAGCUGAAAUAAGAAAACAAAUAGGCAGUUUGAAAUAUCCAAUAAUUGUAACUGGAAAAGAAAAACUGAGUUCCUAUACACAAGUUAAUGAUUAUAAACCUCCUCAAUUUCUGGGUCUAGAUAAACAUAUAUGGCCAUUUAUGAUAAAAUGGUUACCCGAAUCGCAAAAAGCUACAAUAUCGAUAGAAAGAAAAACUCCCCCUGAGAUAGCCCGGACAAAUAAGCUGAGAACAGAAGUUGAUGGAUUCCGAGAUGGAGUUCCACGGAACAAUAGUGCAAGUUGUAAGUUGCAUAAUAAUGACAAAUUAAAAAAAAAUAAAAACCAAUUAUCUUCGCAGCCAAUCAGUGAAAAGGAAAAACCAAUGAGGAUAUUUAAAGAUAAAAUGUUAAAUUUAAUGUAUAGUAACAAAUAUUCGAUUAUGCAAAAUGCAAAGAGUAAUGGCAUAAAUAAUAAUGCUGUAAAAGUUAAACAUCAUUCUUUGACCAUUGAAACCCAAACACCCUAUUCUAAUAUAUUUGUAAAAAAAGAUAAAUACGCUUCACCAGCAGUGGAUACAGAUUUACCAAAUAUCAAUAGCUUAAAGUCAAAAUCAAAGCACUCUUGGUCAAAAGCAAAGUGGGCUAGUGAUUUUAUAGAAAAUGUUAUAAGAAAAGUAAAGUGUGGAGUUUACUACGGUCAGGAAAGUAAGAAAAUUAUAAAAAGUAUAUAUGCUGACAGUAAAUUAACUCAAACAGAUAAUUUAUUUACCGACGUUAAGGAUGAUGAAAAAGUUCUAAAAGAAGAUAUUAUUUCCAACCAAUUUUGUUACAAUGGAGUAAUUCCUGGUUUUGAAGAUAAAAUCCAAGAAUUGAAAUUAGAAACGUUCUCAAAGAGCCAAAUUGCAGUUAAACAUUGCAACACGAAUGUUGUUGUACAGUUUGACAUCGCACUUCCGAUAGAUACUAAUGGAAUUUUGCAAAAGGAUUCUAAAUUUCUUCUUCCUACAGAAAUAAGUGCUAGUAGAAUAUAUAAAUACAAGGCGACUAUUACAAAUGCUAUUUUGCCAGCUGAAUUGUGCAGUAUAUUUCCAAAAAUGCUUAGUAAUAUAUUCGAUUCGAAUAUUACUCCACUUUCACCUCAACUAAUAAUUAAUGAUAUUCAAUGCCAUGAUCUUUUCCCGAUAAAAGAAUUAACGCAACAUGAAUGCCUCAAUACGUUUAAUAAAGUUUCAAUGCUUAAUCUUCCUAACACUUCUCCCCCGAUAUUACUACAAAAUGGAAGAUUUUCUGAUACUUUUAAUAAUGUUCAAAUUUUUAGACCAAAAAUGUUAAAUCACAUUCUUGGGCAUUCAGAGUUUAGUAAUAUUUUACCACAAAUAAAAACAAAAGCUUUAUUUGAGAACAUUUCGCACGUAUGUAAAAUACUAUUUAAAUCUGAGCCUUAUGAGCCUAAAGUCCAGAAAUUAACGGUGCACGAUGUUUAUGCCGACAACAUAAAGAUUAAUACAUGUACCGCUAUUGUUCCAUAUGUGCCAAAUCAAAGUAAAAUUUUAGAUCUAAGCAAUCGAAAAGAAUUAAAAUAUGUCAAAACAAACAGCUAUUGGUGUGUUAACUUUGAUUUAGGACUCCUGAGCACGUUUAAAGUAGAACGUUUCGGAACCCAGACCGUCUUUUCGCUAAAUAAUAACUCGGACAACACAAUUAGUUUUAUCGUGAAUAAUCUAACAGUGGAACUGUUAUAUAAAUAUUACGAAAAUGUUUGUAAUAAAGCAGAUUCUUUCUUCUAUGACGACAAAACUGAUUCAGACGGACUCGGAGAUCGACAUACAUUGAAAUCUAGUAAAAGUAGGCUGAUGAUUAAAAAAAUUAAUAGGAGAAGUAGUUGCGUAAAGCUUUGCAAGAAAUGCAAAUCAACAUCAAGUAUACCUCAUAAAAGAAACACUCCGUUGCAAAAGAUUGCAAAUUUACACGAAUUUUUCCAAGCAUUGGGUUCGGCGAAAAGUUUGGCAGAUGCAAUCGAUGGAGAUACUGAAAGGAAAAUCCUAUUGUCGGUUGUUGAGAUGAAAGCUUGGAUAACGGAAAUUACUCCUAGACAAGCGCUUAUGAUUCUUCUACUGGCAAAUAAAAAGGAAACUUCUAAUAUUAUUCGCUUUCGCAAUGUCAUAUUGCAAGGCAUUGCAACGAAUAGAAUCACCAAAAUAUCAGAAUUGGAUAUGGAAAUAGAAGUUAUUGAAAGAGAGAAUUUGAAUAAUUCCGUACUAUUACAAGGAAUAUCAUAUGUGCCGGCUUCCACGGAAGAUAAUUUACUGGAGGAAUUGUGCUGGAUAGCGAAAACCACUGCGUCUGACUACCAGAAGCCUUUCGAUAAGACAUCAGAGCGCCUACUAAAGUCUCUUCUAGGUAAACGAAAGAAAUUGAACCCUUCUUAUCUACGAGUUAUGGCACGUUAUGUUGGACUUGGCUUACUUAAAUCCAAAUGA
Molecule: messenger RNA, 3804 nt
Organism: Pieris macdunnoughi
Lineage: Eukaryota; Metazoa; Arthropoda; Insecta; Lepidoptera; Pieridae
Source: the annotation of a GenBank genome assembly